AUGACUCACAAAGACGGAAAUGAGUCGGACAAUGAUGAGGUCCAGAACCAGAUGAUGUCACAAGAAACUGUGUCAGCCGAAGAGAUAAGGAUACUAAGACAACAAAUGAUAGAGAUGUACGAAGCUUGGAUGAGUGGACAAGCUCCACCGCCUUCAAUCCGUGACUAUCUAAAUACAAAUAUGUCACCUCUUGUCCAAGUAUCGAUAAGUGAUCUAAUUUAUCCACCUGGAUUCGGUCCCGCAUCCAAUGUAGCUGGAACUUCUACGGUGCGCCCUUUGAAUACGCCUAUGACAAGUAAUCCACUAUUCAUUCCAACCGCGCCGACUAAUGUCCUUCAACAACCUAUAGUGGAGCCAAAAUCCAUCAAUGAUCCUCUACCCAAAGUUCAAUAUGAUCGAGAUUAUACUCCUGAAUUGACUUUUAAAAUUCCAGGCUCUUACCUUCACACUCAUCAGUAUAGUUCCCCUGUUGAAGCUGAAAAAACUGUUGAGAACGAGGAACAUGAAGAAAUGGCUAGAAAAAUGAAGAGUUUGGAACAGAGUGUGAGAGAUAUGCAAGGAUUGGGAGGUCACAAAAGUGUCUCGUUCAAUGAUUUGUGCAUGUUUCCCCAUGUUCAUCUGCCCAUCGAUUUUAAAACUCCAAAGUUCGAGAAAUAUGAUGGACAUGGAGAUCCUGUAGCUCAUUUAAAGAGAUAUUGUAAUCAAUUGAGAGGGGCUGGAAGCAAAGAAGAAUUGCUCAUGGCUUAUUUUGGGGAAAGUUUGAUGGGAAUUGCCUCAGAAUGGUUCAUAGACCAAGAUACUUCUAACUGGCAUACAUGGGAUAAUUUGGCUCGAUGUUUUGUUCAACAAUUUCAAUAUAACAUUGACAUAGUUCCAGAUCGUACUUCACUUGUCAACAUGAGAAAAAAUACUACCGAAAAUUUUCGUGAAUAUGCUAUUAGGUGGAGGGAGCAAGCUGCUAGGGUUAAACCACCAAUGAAAGAGUCUGAAAUGAUUGAUGUUUUUCUCCAAGCGCAGGAACCAGAUUACUUUCAUUAUUUACUUUCCGUUGUUGGAAAAACAUUUGCUGAAGUUAUUAAGAUUGGUGAAAUGGUGGAAAAUGGCAUCAAGUCUGGAAAAAUUGUAAGUCAAGCUGCCUUGAAAGCUACAACACAAGUGAUUAAAAAUGGAUCAGGAAAUUUUGGGGGAAAGAAAAUGAAGGAAGAUGUAGCAAAUGUUGUGUCAGGCACACAAAAAGGUCCAAGGGGUCCACCUUAUCAAUCUGCACCACCUCAAUACCAUCAUUAUCUCCCUAUGCAAGACACACAAUAUUCUGUUGUUCCACCUCAAUAUGCGGUUUACAAUGCACAACAAUAUGCAUACCCACCAAAUUAUCCUCAAUGGCGAGCGUCAACAUAUCAAAAUGUUCACCCUUCUUCUCGAAAUUUUCGAGCACCUUAUAAUCUUUGUCCGAGACAGGGAUUUGGAGGAGGUCAAAGGCCUAGAAACAAUUUCACACCAAUUGAAGAGUCUUACACAAGUUUAUUUAACAAGUUGAAACAUUUGAAGAUAAUAGAGCUGAUUCCUCAAAAUUAUAUGGAUCCACAUGCAAAGAGUUUCAAUCCUAUAGCACGAUGUGCAUACCAUUCUGAUGCUCCAGGGCAUAGUAUUGAAGAUUGUCGUGCACUAGCAGAUGAUGGAGCAAGUCCCUUUUGGUUUUGUUGGAAGGAUGUCCGAUUGGCAUUAUUCUUCUGCUGCCCGGACUCAUUCCCAGAUGUCUUUGCCUUUUUGUUUCUGAACUAUUCCCUAUCCCUUAGCUUAUCUCCUCAACCUGCUGCACAUGAAUCAUCAGCCUCAAUGAUACAAUCCAGCAACAAACAAACUCAUCCUACUCCUCAUAUCCGCAACCAUUUCUGGGGUAUAACGGGAAAGUUGGGUGAACUUCAGACUGUACUCAUGAACACUCAUUGA
Messenger RNA from Solanum verrucosum, 1950 nucleotides. RefSeq lists its product as uncharacterized. NCBI's taxonomy places the organism in Eukaryota, Viridiplantae, Streptophyta, Magnoliopsida, Solanales, Solanaceae. The record is from RefSeq and is a predicted model, not a curated record. Bases 1 to 1950 code for a protein of 649 amino acids. The transcript is spliced from 3 exons.